Molecule: messenger RNA, 1025 nt
Organism: Dryobates pubescens (Downy woodpecker)
Lineage: Eukaryota; Metazoa; Chordata; Aves; Piciformes; Picidae
Gene: MAD2L1
Product: mitotic arrest deficient 2 like 1
Exons: 5
Coding region: 30-650 (206 amino acids)
Biological process (GO): mitotic spindle assembly checkpoint signaling
Cellular component (GO): nucleoplasm; kinetochore; cytoplasm
Source: RefSeq, a predicted model, not a curated record
GGCGGGGAAGCGGUGGACGCGUAGCCUCCAUGGCUAGGCAGGGCAGCCGGGAGCAGCAGGGCAUCACCUUGCGGGGCAGCGCUGAGAUCGUCGCCGAGUUCUUCUCCUAUGGAAUCAACAGCAUCCUGUACCAGCGGGGAAUCUACCCCCCAGAGACCUUCACCCGCGUCCAAAAGUACGGGCUCACCCUCCUUGUCACCACCGACCCCGAGCUGAAGAACUACCUCAACAACGUAGUGGAGCAGAUGAAAGAGUGGCUUUACAAGUGCAUUGUGCAGCGUUUGGUGGUGGUCAUCUCAAGUAUCGAUAACAAUGAGGUUCUGGAGCGGUGGCAGUUUGACAUCGAGUGUGACAAAACGGCAAAGGACGAGAGUGCACCACGAGAAAAAUCUCAGAAAAUUAUUCAGGAUGAAAUUCGAUCUGUCAUAAGACAAAUAACUGCCACAGUAACUUUUCUGCCACUGUUGGAAACUGCUUGUGCCUUUGACUUGCUGAUCUACACAGAUAAAGAUCUGGCAGUGCCAGAAAAAUGGGAAGAGUCAGGACCACAAUUCAUAGCCAAUUCAGAAGAAGUUCGUCUUCGUUCCUUCACUACCACAAUCCACAAAGUAAACAGCAUGGUGGCUUACAAAAAGGAUUCCUUCCCCUGAGACACUGCCAGGGGGUUGUAUAUAUCUUGUCAUUUUGUAUAGUUUCUGUUUAUAGUGGUGAUAUGCCCUGAACACAUCAUUAUUGUUGCUCUGGCUGAAGCAUGAUACAGAAAAAAAGGCAACAUAUUUAUGAUAAUGUAAUGUAACACUAGACUGUGCUAGCAUUGAUUUUUAAAGAGGUCUAAAUCAAGUAUUUUAACAGUACUUCCAUUCUUAACUGUAUCAGCUAAACUAAUGGGUGUUUAAGCUACAACAUUCACUAGAAAAAACUACCUGAAUCUAGGGUUAAGUGCCAGAACUGUCUUCAGAUUCUGUAGUUUAAGAUUAUUACAAACUGCAUUCCAUUAGCAGGUUUAAGUUCUUUCUGGCACUAAA